AUGCCCACAGUACCUCAAGGUGGAAAAGUCCUGGUCUCAGGAGCGAAUGGCUACAUUGCUAUGUGGAUUGUGAAAAUUCUUCUUCAACAGGGAUACCGCGUUCGGGGGACCAUGCGCUCAGCAGAGAAGGGUAAAUUCAUGAGCGAUUAUUUUGCGAAGCUCGGUUACGGGGAGGCAUUCGAGUUUGUGAUUGUCCAAGAUAUCAUCAAGGAUGGCACGUUCAACGAAGCCGUCAAAGACGUUGAUGCUAUUGAGCAUAUGGCAUCCCCAGUCCACUUCAAUCCCGGCGACCUGCAAGAAACAUUGAAGCCUGCCAUCCAGGGAACAGUCAGCAUGCUCAAGAGCACCAUGAAAAAUGGCACAAAUGUCAAACACAUCAUGAUCACAUCAUCCACCGCGGCUAUCACGUCUCUGAACCUUGAUCUAUUCACUGAGCCUAGGAUUUUCAGUGAACAGGAUUGGAACGAAGCUUCGCCAAAGGAAGUUGAAGAGCUUGGUUCAAAGGCUUCGGCAACUACCAUCUACUGUGCAUCCAAGUCCCUUGCAGAGAGAGCCGCAUGGGAUUUCUACAACGAGCACAAGGCACAGGUUCAAUGGGAUCUGACCGUUAUCAACCCUCCUGCCGUCACAUAUGAGAGCAGCCAUGGUGGGACUAACUACGUAGCUGAGAUGUGA
Molecule: messenger RNA, 675 nt
Organism: Cyclocybe aegerita
Lineage: Eukaryota; Fungi; Basidiomycota; Agaricomycetes; Agaricales; Hemipholiotaceae
Source: the annotation of a GenBank genome assembly